GAUAAUGGUCCAGUAGGAUCAAGGUGGAUUAGGAUGACUGUAUAAAGACCAUCAGGCUCCAUCAGACAGCAUCAUCAGACCUGCAGGUGCCCAGCUUUACCAGGUUCUUAAUUGUGUGACGCAACAUCUUCACUGUUUGCCAAAUGGAAUUGUCCGUGGCCAUGUGUGGUCUCCUUUGCCUGCUCUUCAGCCAAGCUGUGCCCACGUGUGUGCCCACGGACUACACUCUGUAUGAGGAGAGACGUGAAUGUGACUUCUGCGUGGCCAUCAAUACGACCAUUUGCAUGGGCUUCUGCUACUCAAGGGACAGUAACAUGAAGGAGCUGGCCGGACCACGUUUCCUUAUCCAGAGAGGCUGUACCUAUGACCAGGUGGAGUACCGAACAGUCAUACUACCUGGUUGCCCGCUCCAUGCCAACCCUCUCUUCACCUACCCCGUGGCCCUCAGCUGCCACUGUGGCACCUGCAACACAGACAGUGAUGAGUGUGCCCACAAGGCCAGCAGUGGAGACGGCGCCAGGUGUUCCAAGCCACUCAGACACAUCUACCCAUACCCUGGCCUGAACAGCUACAUCCACCCCAACUGAUAACGCUCUCCCUUCCCUGGAUAGUUUGGCUGUAAUGACCAUAAUGAUCAAUAAGGCAAGGAGAAUGGUCCGUUCAAAUCAAGUUUAUGGUCAGUAGCCUAAUCAUUAUGAUAACAGAACAGCAUUGUCGUACUCGUGUGUUUGUGGUGGAUACAGUGAGCUACAGGGUGGUGUAUCCUAUUCAUUGUGACAUGUAUUGUUGCUGUUGUGUUUGGUAUGUGAACAUGCCUUUUUGUUUGCCACUUUGCUUGCAAUGGAGGCUGAUCCUGGUAUUUCUGUCUGCCUUUCCUGUCCAUUGACUCACUGAGCUAUUUUGUUUACGGUGAACCAAUAUCAUGAAUGGGAUGUUAUUAAAGCUGAAGUCUGUAAA
Oncorhynchus masou masou (cherry salmon) is the source of this 957-nucleotide messenger RNA. RefSeq names its product thyrotropin subunit beta. The transcript is spliced from 3 exons. The record is from RefSeq and is a predicted model, not a curated record. Bases 144 to 587 code for a protein of 147 amino acids. Gene Ontology annotation, molecular function: hormone activity. Lineage: Eukaryota; Metazoa; Chordata; Actinopteri; Salmoniformes; Salmonidae. Gene Ontology annotation, biological process: G protein-coupled receptor signaling pathway. Gene Ontology annotation, cellular component: cytoplasm; extracellular region.